This is a messenger RNA of Candoia aspera, 6486 nucleotides long. It is a transcript of the gene SETBP1, whose product is annotated as SET binding protein 1. The coding region runs from base 156 to 4814 and encodes 1552 amino acids. Gene Ontology annotation, biological process: regulation of DNA-templated transcription. The transcript has 4 exons. Lineage: Eukaryota; Metazoa; Chordata; Lepidosauria; Squamata; Candoiidae. Gene Ontology annotation, cellular component: nucleoplasm. The record is from RefSeq and is a predicted model, not a curated record. Gene Ontology annotation, molecular function: DNA binding; histone H3K4 methyltransferase activity.
GAUCUGAAAGCUUUUGAGUUCCUUCUGGUGAUUGGACAUUUGGACCUGUAAGAAACUCCAAGUGAGAGCUCCCCUCCUCUUCUGGGGGUUUCCCUCUUCUUCUCCUCAGUCUCCCCUGCUCCCCCCAUAAGACUUCCAGAGACUGGGGGAUUGCUAUGGAGCCAAGGGAAAAUUCAGGCACUUCCCGACAGAGGGGAAGUGAGACGGAUUUCUUGGCAUCAGCCAUUGCUUCUGCCAAAGCUCCUGCUGCUCUUGGGGGACCUGGGGAGACCCUGCUCUCUACGUCCAGCUCUGCAAAAGGGAUUCCAGGGGGCGGCGAUCGUAUGGAAGUAGAGGAAGAAGAUGAGCUUUGCUCCAGGAGGGAUGUAGAUUCGAUUUCCAAUGCCGACAGCGAGAAAUGGGUAGCCGGUGACGGCCUGGAGGAACAGGAGUUUUCCAUCAAGGAGGCCAACUUCACAGAGGGAAGCCUGAAAUUGAAAAUCCAGACCACUAAGAGGGCCAAGAAACCUCCCAAAAGCCUAGAGAACUAUAUCUGCCCACCUGAGAUCAAAAUCACCAUUAAACAAUCUGGGGAGCCCAAACUUUCAAGAGCUGGGAAAAACAGCAAAGCAUCGAGAGAGGAAGACCACACUCACUCCAGAAAGAAGGUUUAUGACAGGCUGCAGAAACAUUCCGUUGUUCACUAUGAUCCAGACCUCCAACAGGAUUUCACCAGUGACACCUUAAAAUCACGGCACCAGCAAAGAAAUAGCAACCAGCAUCAUCUUGACUGGUCAUUGACGUCCGAGUCUGGAUCAACUUCCCAAGCUUGCUUCAUUGCCCCAGAGCCAAACCGAGAAGCCACUAAUUCCUGUAAGAUCUCUGGGUCAGAGCCUGCAAUAUCGUUCAGCAAAUCCCAAAUUAAGAAGUCAAACGCUGGCAACGCGUGGGCUCAGCUGACAAGCGGUAGCAACAAAGACCUUGCUGCCUGCAGUGCAGCCCCAGGGUCAAACCCUCUUGGAGUGGUUUCCCAGUCUAGCACUCUGGUUGACUGCAGUGGCCUUCCCUCACUAGGGAGUCAAGAGGGAGGGGGACAAAUGGACACCCUUGAUCAAACCAGUACCAGCACAAAGAAAAAGUCCAGUAAAAAAGACUUAAUCAACCAAACCAUCCAAAACACAGACAUAGAAUGGGUGAAGAAUACUCAGAAGUCAUUUGAAGCCAAAACGAAUGACAACUUGGAUGGGAAAAAGGAAUCCAGUAUAACCAAACCACCAUCCCCUCGACAAAGCCCAAACAACUCAGCCAAUCUUUCUGAAAACGAUUCGAGUCAUGUGCGAAUUACUAUCCCCAUCAAAGGUCCAAUAGUGGAGCUACCUGGUCACAAAAGGAAGAAAAGGCAGUCUACAAAAUCUGCUGCUGAGAAGAAUGUUCCAGAGAAAUCACCAUUUUCCGGGCAAUCUGUAAGCAGUGAUGUAGCUUGCCGGAGUAGCACCCAAGCAGAGUUGUGCAAGAAAGAUCUGCGGGUUACAAAGCCAGGGAAAGCUACUGAGAUUGAGUCUCCAUUGGUACCCAUGGAAAAAAAUGAGAUAACCAAUAAAUCACCCUCAAACAAUGCCACCAGGCUCAGAAAGACCACAGUUGUGACAUCUGUUUCAAUGACAAAUGAUAUCCCUGCACUCACCAAGCAUUCAGAAAUUCAGCAUCCAAAAUUUGCAGCAAAACGAAGGUGGACUUGUAGCAAACCUAAAAAUGUGUUCCGGGAACCUUCUCUGAGUCCGUCUGAGAAACUGAUGAUAGAACCUCCAUCUGCUUAUCCCAUAACACCAUCGAGUCCUCUGUAUACCAAUACAGACAGUCUCACUGUGAUAACUCCCAUCAAGAAGAAGAGGGGACGGCCAAAGAAACAACCUUUGCUCACUGUUGAAACCAUCCACGAGGGAACAUCCACCAGCCCAGUCAGCCCAAUCAGUCGAGAGUUUCCGGGGACAAAAAAAAGAAAGAGGAGACGAAACUUGGUAAAGUUGGCUCAGAUGGCUCCAGGAGAAGACAACUCAGUCAGUGAGUUGAAAUUUCACAAAAAGGUUGGCAAGCUUGGUGUACUGGAUAAGAAGACCAUCAAGACUAUCAACAAAAUGAAAACCCUCAAGAGGAAGAACCUUCUGAGUCAGAUCCUAUCAUGUUCUAGUAAUGUAUCUUUGAAAGCAAAAACACAGCCACCAGCCACUUCGGGGGCUCCAACCAUUGAUGCGAGGCUAGGGAAGCAGAUAAAUGUGAGCAAAAGAGGGACUAUCUACAUAGGCAAGAAGAGGGGAAGGAAGCCAAGAUCUGAGUUGCAGUCCCCACAGGAAGAACCUAAGACAGUCGUCAAACAUUUGAGGCCUGUAUCUAGCCAGCCUGAUAACCCAGCCGUGCCUUCCACCUUGCAGUCCCUGGUGGCAUCAUCACCAGCAACUGUUCACCCCCUUUCGAUGCAGUUAGUCGGACCUAAUGGCAAUCUUAGCCCUGCCAGCACUGAAACCAAUUUUUCAGAGUUAAAGACUAUGCCAAGUCUACAACCCAUCAGCGCUCUUCCCACAAAAACUCAGAAAGGAAUCCAUGGUGGGACCUGGAAGUUGUCCCCACCUCGGCUCAUGGCAAAUUCUCCUUCCCACCUUUGUGAUAUUGGUUCCCUGAAGGAAGUCACGUUGUCUCCUCUGAGCGAAUCCCACAGUGAGGAAACCAUACCGAGUGAUAGUGGAAUCGGUACUGACAAUAACAGUACUUCUGACCAGGCAGAGAAGACCUCAGAAUCUCGCCGAAGAUACUCGUUCGAUUUCUGCAGCCUGGACAAUCCAGAAGCCAUUCAGUCUGACGCCAGCAGUAAGAACAGGCACAGUCACAGGCAGAAGCAUCUCAUUGUUGAUAACUUUCUCUCCCACGAGACCAUAAAAAAACCAAAGCACAAGAGGAAGCGGAAAACCCUGCAGAACAGAGAUGAUCUCCAGUUCCUGGCUGAUCUGGAAGAGCUCAUCAGCAAGUUCCAAGUGUUCAGAAUUUCUCACCGAAGCUAUACGUUUUAUCAUGAAAACCCAUACCCCAGCAUUUUUAGGAUCAAUUUCGAUCCCUAUUAUCCUGUGCCAUAUAUCCAGUACGACCCAUUGCUGUAUCUUCGCAGGACCUCCGACAUGAAGUCUAAGAAGAAGCGUGGUAGACCUGCCAAAACCAAUGACACCAUGACAAAGGUGCCUUUCUUACAAGGGUUUGGUUACCCAAUUCCCAGUGGGAGUUACUAUGCACCCUAUGGAAUGCCUUACACGUCAAUGCCUAUGAUGAACCUUGGCUACUACAGUCAGUACCCAGCUCCUUUGUACUUGUCUCACACCCUUGGAACUGCGUCUCCUUUUAUGAGGCCCACCGUGCCCCCUCCCCAGUUCCAUGCAAGUUCUCACAUGAAGAUGCCCAACACUGCCAAGCAUAAAGUAAAGCAUGGCGUUCAUUUACAGACACCAGUAGGGAUGGGCCUUGGGGAAGUACAUUCCUCAUUGACCUCCGCGAAGGUUUCGGGGACCAGCUUACCCAGUGGCCGACUUCACAAAAGGAAACACAAACAUAAGCACAAACACAAGGAGGAGCGGAUAUUGGGGGCUCAUGAUGACCUAAGCAGUCUCUUCGCUAGCAAGUCUCCUGGCUUCUCCAGCCAUUCAGUUAGUGAGAGAUUAAAUGUCUCUGAGAAAGACCUCCCCUUGUUGACUGAGAAAGGCAAGCAUAAGGACAAACAGAAGCACCAGCACUGUGAGGCUGGGCACAGAGGUUCCAAGAAUAGCUUUGAGGUGGACACCCUGUCUACCUUAUCGCUCUCCGACACCCAACAGUGGAUCCCGAGCAAGGAUAAGAACAACACAGGUGGGGAUCCCGGUGACUCCUGCAUGAAGAGGUAUGCUGGGAACACCGAGAGCAGUGCAAGGACCGAUGCCAUGGAUGUCUUUGGCGAGAUGAAUCCCAUGAGUGAAAAGCGAGAUAGUGACACCGGCGGAGCAAAGAGAAGGAGCUUUGACGGAUUUGGGACGUACAGGGAGAAGGACUUUCAGACUUUCAGAACAAGUAGGAAGGACAGGAAUUCUUACGAUUCCUCAACUGUUUCAGGAAUUUCCAGUUCCCACGUAAAAGCAGACCAGACUUUGCUCCAUAAUAAAAACGAUUGUUCUGGUACUGCUGGGAUGACACGUCGGAAACCAGCAGCUCUCAAUGGCAUUGCAGUGUCUUCGACACCAAUCUUAUCUCUCUUACCUACCCCAACAGCAGCAGAAACAGCCAGCUCACCCCUCAAGAAACGGUUCAAGCGCUAUGAAAUUGAAGCGAUCCAGUGUGAGGUACGCAAGAUGUGCAACUACACCAAGAUUCUCUCCACCAAGAAAAAUCUGGAUCACGUCAACAAAAUCCUGAAAGCCAAACGGCUGCAGAGACAAUCAAAGACGGGGAAUAAUUUUGUAAAGAAGAGGCGAGGUCGUCCUCGGAAGCAGCCCCCCUCCUUUGACGAGGACUCCGGAGACCAAAUGCCCGUGCUGGAGAAAUGUGUUGACCUGCCUUGCAAACGAGGUCAAAGACUUCUCUUGAACUCUUUGAUAUUGGAACAAGCAAGUAGUCAAGAUCCAGUGGCUGCCACCAUUGAGGCGGUGGUGCAUAUGGCCCGAGAGACACCCCAGGAUCCCCUCUCGCCGGUCCCUCCUUCACGGACGCCAAGAGCUGGAAAGCGGAAAAACAAGUCACAGCAACAUCCGGAGGAAGAGGAGGACGAAGUGAAGGGGAAAAGGCACCGGAAAAAUCGAGGAAGUGAGAGCGAACAUCUUCCCUAGUAUCAGAGAUGGCCAAUUAGAGACAGAGCUGGAAUGCUUAUGCAUUUCAGCCAGUAGGCCAGAGUGGACAACUCUGAUCCACAUCCUCUACAGCGUCAGAUUCGCUCUGUAUUUGAGUAGCACAGCAGCCAUUAAGAAUCCAGAUGAAAUUGAUCACUCAUCGUCAUCAUCAUUACAAUGAGAACACAACUGUGAUAGAAGCCCCUUGGUUAGUAAGAGGGGAGGGGGUACAGAAGACAUUCUUCAAACUUACUGAGUUUUGCUUUUUUGUUGUUGUUCAGACAAGUCACCGUUGUUCUUGUGUCUCCAAAAGUCCCUAGAUGGUAGGAGAAUGUGGCAUCCUUACCAGCAUGGUCAAUAUCUUUCUCAAGAGAGAGUCUUCCCCCCUUUUGUUAGAUACAUUGCAGAAGGAAAAUCACCAGCAGCAUUUCUGGUCACUGCUGUGACAGUGAAGUGGGGGGACUGUCCUUAAUAGGUAUCUCCCUGCCUCGCAGCUAUUAAGUCACAAGAGCUCUUUCCAGGAACCAAGAUGCCAAUGCUCCAUCUGAAACUUGCAUCCCUUUUUUCAGUAAUAAUAAUAAUAAUAAUAAUAAUGUAAAUUCCUCAACUGUGCUCUUCAUUUUUAAAAAGGUUUCAUAGUUUCAUUGGGUUUGGGAUUUUUAAAAGAAACUUUUGCCAGGCUGAUGGCAGUCCAACCCAACCCUAACCAAAUCUUUAGCGAUCUUUGCCACUACUUCUGAAUAGUAUUUAUUUUCUCUCCUCCAUAGAUUGCCCAAUGAAAAGGAAACUGGUUUCAAAAUGAGUAAUAGAGGCAAGAUGAGUAGAAUUCUAUUCAAUUGAGGAUUCUAACCCCAUCCUAGAAAACAAGGAAUUGCACAGAAUAGGAGAAGGGGUGCUUUCAGACUUUGAGAGCUUGUCGUGGUCUCCCUGACAACAUUGCUGCCGAGAGGAUGGAUUGCGCAUUCACAAAAUGGGUGCCAUUGCUUGCUGUUUCAUUUGAAAACUAAAUUCAGCUUUUUACUGUCCCAGUUAAGUGGUUCGAUGGUCCGGUUGUUGGUAGAAACAAGAUUUCUCCCGCAGCCUCAGUUUGUUAGUAGAGUUGGGGAAAAUGGGGACCUAGCAGGGGUGCCAGCAGCUUCAAAAAAGUCAAGAUGGCAGGUGCAGCUGUGUGAUGGAAGGCCUGCCCUUUUGUAUAUGCACACUGAGUGCGUACCCAAAAGGGGCAGAUCCUGUGGUUGUGACCAUCACCUUGGUUCUUUUUACUCACCUGUGAAUGCCCUUGUCAACCACCCGCAAAAAAUAGGAAUGUACAAGUGAUGCUACUCUCAAGAGGCAAGAAAUCCUGACGGGAUCCAGAAAGCCAGAAAAAUAGAGGUUACUCAAGGGAAAUGGGAGAAAAAUUUCUGCAGGUUUGUGCCCAAUGCUGGUUUGUUUUUCAGUACAGUGAAAACAGGAAAAGCCAUUCUGAAGUAAUAAUUCACCAGAAAAAUCCAAGAGAUGAAAGCAGUGUAAUUUCUCAACCCAAAUGAAAAUUUUAAAAUGACCAAGUGUUCUUAUCGAAAAAAAUAUUGUUAAAAAUCUAGACGUUCAAAGCAUAGUGUCGGAAUUAAUGCCACUUUGGAGAGCUUUUCUUCCAGGAUGUGGUUGCCUUAAUAAAUUGAAAAAUAUUUGG